GUGGUACAUUUAAUUUAAAAAGUAGGAUUAAAUUGAUAAAAAUGAAAUUAGGAGCACUUCAGUAUGAAAACCGUUGUUUCUCUUGACAUAUUAAAAAUUUUUUUUCCUGUUAUUUUUCCAGUUCUAUCUGCAGUGGGUGGCAUCUCCUCCCUCAGUACCGAUGCCGUGGUGGGAGUUUCAGUAGCAAUUCUGAUCGGCCUUUUUCUCUUCCAGCGGUUUGGGACGGAUAAAGUUGGAUUUUCAUUUGCACCCAUUAUCUCUGUUUGGUUUGCAUUCCUAACUGGUAUAGGUCUGUAUAACCUAUUCAAAUAUGAGGUGGGCGUGUUACGUGCUUUUAAUCCAUAUUACAUAGUCAGAUACUUCCAGAGAAAUGGAAAGUCAGGAUGGAUUUCUCUUGGUGGAGUGAUUCUUUGCAUCACAGGAACGGAAGCCAUGUUUGCUGAUCUAGGUCACUUCAAUGUCCGAGCAAUUCAAAUUAGCUUUUCCACAGUUGUAUUGCCAUCAAUUGUAAUUGCAUAUAUAGGACAAGCUGCGUAUCUCACCAAACACCCUGAACAUGUUGACAAGACGUUCUACAAAUCAAUUCCGCAUCCACUAUAUUGGCCACAAUUUGUAGUAGCUGUUUUGGCUGCUAUCAUUGCCAGCCAAGCUAUGAUAUCUGGAACAUUUUCGAUCAUAUCUCAGUCCUUAAGUCUUGGGUGUUUCCCAAAAGUUAAGGUAAUCCAUACCUCUGCUAAGUAUGAAGGACAGGUUUAUAUACCUGAGAUCAACUACAUGCUCAUGGUUGCCUGCGUUAUAGUCACUGCUGCAUUCAAAACCACGACAAAGAUCGGCAAUGCAUAUGGAAUUGCUGUUGUUGCUGUUAUGUUUAUCACUACAUCCAUGCUUACUCUUAUAAUGCUGGUUACAUCGAAGAUAAGCAUAUGGUGGAUUGCUCUCUUCUUUCUGAUUUUUGGGUCAAUUGAAAUUAUAUAUUUCUCCUCUGUCUUGUAUAAGUUUAUAGAGGGCGGCUACCUUCCCCUGGCCUUUGCCCUUGUCUUAAUGAUAACUAUGGCAAUAUGGUAUUAUGUAUACCGGAAAAGGUACUUGUUUGAGCUUGAGCAUAAGGUCUCUGGGGAAUACAUUAGACAACUGGCUGAAAAUCCAGCAAUAAGCAGGGUGCCAGGAAUAGGGCUUUUCUACUCUGAGCUUGUGCAGGGGAUACCUCCAAUUUUUCCUCAUUUCAUUGCCCAAGUCCCCUCCAUUCAUUCAGUUCUAGUGUUUGUCUCGAUCAAGAAGAUUCCUGUUACCAGAGUUGCAUUGGAGGAGAGGUUUAUGUUCAGACAGGUGCAGCCAAGAGAGUACAGGAUGUUCCGCUGUGUGGUCAGGUAUGGCUAUAUGGAUGUCAUGGGGGAACCUGAGGUGUUUGAGCGCCAGUUAGUUGAACACUUGAAGGAAUUCAUCCGCCAUGAGUACUUCAUUGCUGGAGGAAACAAUAAACCACCUGAAUCUGUAGAGGAGUCAACACAACAACAGAGCAACCUGUCUCGUGUUUCCUCUGGAUCAAUUCAGUCAUUCAAUGCAGCCAGGUCGAAUGCUUCUAGUCGAAUCAUAUCUGCACCCAUCCAGGGAGUUGAUGAGGAGAUACAGUUUGUGCAGAAUGCAAAGGAUGAAGGAGUGGUCUAUCUAUUGGGAGAAGCUGAGGUGGUAGCUGGGAAAAGGUCCACUAUUUUCCGGAAGAUAAUUGUGAACAAUCUUUACAGUUUUCUUAGGAGAAACUUCAGGCAAGGAGAGACAGUAUUGGUAAUCCCACACACCAGGGUUCUAAGGGUGGGAAUGACAUAUGAAAUUUGAGAUGAUCAUGGGCAGAAAUUUAUAGACGCUUAUGCAAAACCAGUAGUGCAAAACAUCUAAAUAUGUGCAUCCUUUUUUAUUCCUUAAAGAUGUGGGAUUGAUCUUUUUUUUUAUAUGGUAUAUGGUAUGCUUGAAUUAAAUAUAGUACAAAAUUUUGC
Molecule: messenger RNA, 1991 nt
Organism: Rubroshorea leprosula
Lineage: Eukaryota; Viridiplantae; Streptophyta; Magnoliopsida; Malvales; Dipterocarpaceae
Source: the annotation of a GenBank genome assembly